AUGUUAGAAAAAACUCAUAAAAUUUCUAACAGCAAGUCUUUUUUUUAUUAUAAGCAGACAAAGGAUACAUAUAUAUUAUCAAUAUAACCACCAAGCGAAUUUAAUAGAUUAAUUUAUCAUUCGAACCAUCCAAACUUAUUAUUAGUGGAAGAGUAUUGGGAGGAAAGAGGAUAGAUUUGUUCUGUACAAAGAUGUUAAACAAUAAAUGAUUUGUUAGAAGUAAUGAACAAUAUAAAAUUAGAUAAUGUAAAACAAUAAGUUCUCAGAAAAUACUAUGCUAACUAUAUUAUACUGGAUUAUGUCAGCAAUGUAUUAUUUAGAAGAAUAAUAAGUACUAGUGACAGUGUUGAAUAAUGUAUUUUUGGAUGAGUAAUUAUAGGUGAAAGUAUAAUCAUGUAAUGAAAAAAUAUUAGAUAGAUGUUUUCAACAUAGUGCAUUUCCAUCACCUGAAGUUUUAGGAAAAGAGGUUGAAUCUUCAGGUUAAUGGAGUGUAGGAUGUGUAGCAUAUUACUUAAUGAAAUGUGUAACCUUUUUCAGGAUCGAAUGAAAGAUCAAUAGCUUAUAACAUAAUACUUCAAAUUUAUUUUAUUUAUAUUAAUUAAUAAUUAAAUUAUUAAAAAGAAAUAAUAUUGAUAAUAAUAAUAAUAAUAACUAAAUUAAUUAAUAAGUAUAUAUAGAGAACCACCUCCUAGUGAUUUUAAGAGUUUCCAUUAGUUAGUGCAUUAUUGAAAAAGAUAUUCAUAAAGAAACGGAAGAGAAGAGCUACUAAAAAAUAAGUUUUAAAAUUUUGGCUUCAAAAUCAGCAAGUGUAUAAGAACCUGAUAAAUUAUUGAGAUCUCCAUAAUCAUCAGAAUAAUUUGGAAAGAAUAAAUCAAGUAUGAUGCUGAAUUAAUUUGAUAAAGUGGAAUAUUCAGAAAAAUAAACUGACAGCAUAAAAAUGGAUGAUAAAUAAUAGUUCUUACAUUAUAAGAAUUUGAAGAAUAACUAUCUCAUUUGA
Molecule: messenger RNA, 997 nt
Organism: Paramecium sonneborni
Lineage: Eukaryota; Ciliophora; Oligohymenophorea; Peniculida; Parameciidae
Source: the annotation of a GenBank genome assembly